CUUCAAGAUGGCGGCGCCCAGCGAGUCGUUGCCGCCGCCGGGCCCGUUCCGCACGCGCGACGUCCUCGUGCCCGGCGGCCCCUCCGAUUUCGGCUCCCUGCUGCUGUCGGCGCCGGUGCUGGCGGGGCUGCAGGCGGCCGGCUUCCAGCGGCCCUCGCCCGUGCAGCUGAAGGCCAUCCCGCUGGGGCGCUGCGGGCUGGACCUCAUCGUGCAGGCCAAGUCCGGCACCGGCAAGACCUGCGUGUUCUGCACCGUCGCCCUGGACGCCCUGCUGCUGGAGAGCCCCGCCACGCAGAUUCUCAUCCUGGCUCCGACGAGGGAGAUCGCCGUGCAGAUUCACGCAGUCAUCAUGGCCAUCGGAAUAAAAAUGGAGGGCUUGGAGUGCCAYGUCUUCAUUGGCGGGACUCCCCUGAACCAGGACAAGAUAAGGCUCAAGAAGUGCCACAUCGCAGUUGGCUCCCCAGGUCGAAUAAAACAACUCAUAGAGUUGGAUUACUUAAAUACUGCCAGUAUCCGUCUCUUCAUUCUUGAUGAAGCAGACAAGCUUCUAGAAGAAGGCAGCUUUCAGGAACAAGUCAACUGGAUUUAUUCUUCACUGCCGGUCAACAAACAGAUGCUGGCUGUUUCAGCUACUUAUCCUGAAUCACUAGCUAAUGCUUUGACCAGAUACAUGAGAGAGCCAACGUUUGUGAGGCUGAACCCGACUGAUCCGAGUCUCAUUGGCCUGAAGCAGUAUUACAAAAUUGUGAAUUCCCAUCCGCUUCCUCAUAAGACAUUUGAGGAAAAAGUCCAGCACGUGCAGGAGCUGUUCAGCAAGAUUCCAUUUAAUCAGGCCUUAGUCUUCUCAAAUCUGCAUAGCAGGGCUCAGCAUCUAGCAGAAAUACUGACAUCCAAAGGCUUUCCUGCAGAGUGCAUUUCAGGUGGCAUGAAUCAAAGUCAACGUCUUGAUGCUAUGGCUAAAUUAAAGCAGUUCCACUGUAGAGUUCUUAUUUCCACAGACUUGACGUCUCGUGGAAUUGAUGCUGAAAAAGUGAAUCUAGUCAUCAAUCUGGAUGUUCCUUUGGAUUGGGAAACAUAUAUGCAUCGGAUUGGCAGAGCUGGACGCUUUGGAACUUUAGGUUUGUCUGUGACAUACUGCUGCCGUGGAGAGGAGGAAAACAUGAUGAUGAAAAUAGCACAGAAAUGUAAUCUUCAACUUCUUCCCUUGCCAGAGCCCAUUCCUCCUGGAAUGAUGGAUCAGUUUGAAGGCUGGGAGGUAGAAGUCAAAGCUGCUGCACACCCAGAAGCUUCAGUGAGUUCUGGUGCUGUGCUGCUUAGGCCAGAGGAACCAACAGAGCGACUAGACCAAAGUAACUUGGCAGAGAUACCUCAGGCUCAUUCUAAUCUUCCAAGUGAUAAUUCUGUAGACAGACCCAAGAAGCCUYCCAAGCAAAAAACAAAACGAUGCACAAAUUCUGCAAAUAUGGAAAAAAGUARCCUCCAAGCUUCCAAAUGCAGCACAAAACAGAGGAAUCAAGUAGGAGCUGUCUCCACAAUGGAGAAGCAAAAUAUCACUAAGGCUGCAGAUGAGGAUGUGUUAAAAAAUCUGCCCAAAAUUCCAUGCUUGUCAACUUUCAAAACCCAAAGGCACAACGAUUCCUGGAACUUCUCAGAGUUUGUUGAAGACUAUGAGUAUUUCCUUAAAGAAGGAUUGGAGAGGGAUGUUGAAAUUUUAAGAAGUUAUUCAGGUCCGGAAAAGCAAUGUGAACUUCCCAUAAAUGGUACUGUAGAGUGUAAMGAUUUGGAAGAUCCUAGAGAGACAGUAGGAGAUGAUGAUGUGUCUGUGGAUAGUGAUAGUUCAUACAGUUCUAGGGCUUCCUCUAACAGCAGGGAAAAUAACUCCUGCUUUGAAGCAUUUUCAGACACACCAGAAAAUAAUGUUGCCAGCACAGGUCAGAGCUUCUCUCCUAUGCCAGAGAAGCCUCAGGAGCCAUCGCAAGUGCYAAAGCCAAAUCAAAUGAAAAAGAAAGUUCCGAAACAAAAUGCUAAACAAAAGAGAGGCAAUUACCACCGAUUCCCGAGUCCACCCGUGAGAGAAACCGCAGACAACUGCUCGGGCAGCCCUUGGGGUGAUUGUGUUCCUGGCUUUCCACAUGAAUCUUGGAAUUACAGGAACUACUGGAAGUCCUACUAUCAGGCAUGGCAGAACUACUAUGCUGCAGUGUCUCACAGGUACUACAGGAACAGCUACAGCCACUUCAACUGCGUGAACGCCUAUUACGUCAACUCGGUUUAUUUGCAAGAACUGCUGAGAAGUGAUGAUUGAUGGUGCUGCUGUUGGACUGGCUGCUGCAGAGAAUGGACUUACCUGAAAAUGCAACUGCUCUGCCACUCCGGGGAUGCGUUGUUUAAGUUUGAAGAACAAAUAUUGUCUUUUUUCAAAAGCAAAUUAUUUCUAGGCAAAUGUUUUUAUGCAUUCCAGUGAUGGUGUCACAAGUUCUCAAUAAACAGAAAUGAAU
Nothoprocta perdicaria is the source of this 2498-nucleotide messenger RNA. It is a transcript of the gene DDX20, whose product is annotated as DEAD-box helicase 20. Gene Ontology annotation, molecular function: RNA helicase activity; ATP binding; RNA binding. The record is from RefSeq and is a predicted model, not a curated record. The transcript has 11 exons. Lineage: Eukaryota; Metazoa; Chordata; Aves; Tinamiformes; Tinamidae. The coding region runs from base 8 to 2305 and encodes 765 amino acids. Gene Ontology annotation, biological process: spliceosomal snRNP assembly. Gene Ontology annotation, cellular component: SMN complex.